AUGAUAAAAACUCCCAUUACUUUGAAGGGAGAGACUUUCCAAGAUGAUGUUCUGAUACAUCAAUCUGGGAGUCAAUGGGAUCCUCAAAUCAAGGAAACGGUGGAGUCCAAGACGCAGAACCUUCCAACAAACGGUCAAGCGAUAGAAGGUCUAGCCUCAGACACGUUGUCUUCCACAAAAUCAAUACAAGCUGCCAUAAGAACGAUAAGCACUGACAUCAACGUUUUUGUAACCACCCAAUGCAUCCAAGAGGAGAAUAACAAGAAGCCUCGUCUAGUCCAUAAACCAAAAUAA
Messenger RNA from Gregarina niphandrodes, 294 nucleotides. RefSeq lists its product as hypothetical. Lineage: Eukaryota; Apicomplexa; Conoidasida; Eugregarinorida; Gregarinidae. The transcript has a single exon. The coding region runs from base 1 to 294 and encodes 97 amino acids. The record is from RefSeq and is a predicted model, not a curated record.